AUGGGCAACAUUAAAAUCUGCACUUUGUACUUCAUCGUACUUCUCAGCUUCCUUGUGGAGACCGAGUCCGCGAUAUGCUGUUUGAGAUACGUUAAGAAUCCCAGACGAUGUGGAUUUCUGAAAGGAUAUGAUAUUCAAAUUAUGACUGAAGGUUGUGAUCUUCCUGCAAUCAUUUUCCACACCGUGACAGGAAGAUCAAUCUGCGCUAAUCCAUCACAAAACUGGACGCAAGAACGAGUCUUAUGCCUAAAGAAGAAGGCAGAAACAAUGAAGACGAAGACGAUGAGCAUGUUCACCACUUUAUCUUAA
Danio rerio (zebrafish) is the source of this 309-nucleotide messenger RNA. RefSeq names its product chemokine (C-C motif) ligand 20b (gene ccl20b). Gene Ontology annotation, biological process: cell chemotaxis; immune response. NCBI's taxonomy places the organism in Eukaryota, Metazoa, Chordata, Actinopteri, Cypriniformes, Danionidae. Gene Ontology annotation, molecular function: chemokine receptor binding; chemokine activity. Gene Ontology annotation, cellular component: extracellular region. The record is from RefSeq and is marked provisional.